AUGUCCUCUCCUGCCACCAACCCUACACCUGCAGCCGACGUCGUUUCCAACGGUCAACAGCAGCAGCAACCUCAACUCUCUGCCGAGCAACAACAGCAGAUCGCUCAAGCUCAAGCAAUGACACCACCCGCUGCAGCUGCUCAUCCCUCUCCAUCGGCAUCAUUGUACGUUGGUGAACUCGAUCCCACUGUCACUGAGGCUAUGCUCUUUGAGGCUUUCAACCUCGUCGGCCCAGUUGCUUCCAUUCGUGUUUGCCGUGAUGCUGUCACUCGUCGCAGCUUGGGUUAUGCCUAUGUCAACUACCAUAACGUUGUUGACGGUGAACGUGCCCUCGAGAGCUUGAACUACACCUUGAUUAAGGGUAGACCUUGCCGUAUCAUGUGGUCUCAACGUGAUCCUUCUCUUCGUAAGACUGGUUCCGGCAACGUUUUCAUCAAGAACCUCGACCCCACCAUUGACAACAAGGCUCUUCAUGAUACUUUCUCCGCUUUUGGCAACAUUUUGUCAUGCAAGAUUGCUUUGGAUGAGUCCGGCAACUCCAAGGGCUAUGGUUUUGUUCACUACGAGACCGAGGAAGCUGCUCAAAGUGCUAUCAAGCACGUCAACGGCAUGUUGUUGAACGACAAGAAGGUUUACGUUGGUCAUCACAUUCCUCGCAAGGAACGUCAAGCUAAGAUUGAGGAGCUCAAGGCUAAAUUCACCAAUGUCUACGUCAAGAACUUGGAUGAGAAGGUUGAUGAUAAGGCACUUGAGGAAUUGUUUGGCAAGUACGGCAAGAUCACUUCCGCCGUUGUUCAAAAGGAUGAUGAGGGCAAGUCCAAGGGCUUCGGUUUCGUCAACUAUGAGAACUUUGAGGAUGCUCGUAAGGCUGUGGCUGAGCUUCACGAGAAGGAACACAAUGGCAAGGCUCUCUUUGUUGCUCGUGCUCAAAAGAAGGCUGAACGUGAGGAAGAGCUUCGUAAGCAAUAUGAGCAAGCUAAGCUUGAGAAGCUUGCCAAGUACCAAGGUGUCAACUUGUACAUCAAGAACCUUGACGACGACAUUGAUGAUGAUAAGCUUCGCCAAGAAUUCUCUGUCUAUGGUGUUAUCACCAGCGCCAAGGUCAUGCGUGAUGAAAAGGAAAACAGCAAAGGUUUCGGUUUCGUUUGCUUCUCUGAACCUGAUGAGGCUACUCGUGCCAUUACUGAAGCCAAUGGCCGUAUGAUUGGUUCCAAGCCUAUCUACGUUGCUCUUGCUCAACGUAAGGAAGUCCGUCGCAGCCAACUCGAAGCUCAAAUGGCUCAACGUAACCAACUUCGUAUGCAACAGGCUGUUCCUAUUCCUGGUGCUCCUGGUUACAUCCCUGGUGCCCCCAUGUUCUAUGCUCCUAACGGCUUCAUGGCUCAAGGUCAACGUCCUGUUUUCCCACCUAAUGGUAUGAUGCCCCGUCCUCGUUGGGCUCCUCAACAAGGCCAACAAAUCCCAGUUCCUGGUUAUCCCCAAGGUCCUGGUUUCGGUCCUAACGUUCAACAAGGUGGUCGUCCAUCCCGUCAACCUCGUCCUCCACGUGGUGGUGGUGCUGCUGGUCGUGCUGCUGGUCAGCGUAAGCUUUCUUCUCAAGGCCGCAACAAUGCUGCUGAUGCCAAUGCUGCUGCUCAAGAGCCCCAACAACAACAGCAACAACAAGCUAAUGGCCCUGAGGCUUUGACUGCUGCUUCCCUUGCUGCUGCUGCUCCAGAGACCCAAAAGCAAAUGCUUGGUGAACGUCUCUAUCCUUUGAUCCAUGCUUCUCAACCUGAGUUCUCUGGCAAGAUCACUGGUAUGCUUCUCGAGAUGGAUAACAGCGAGCUUUUGAACUUGAUUGAAGACAAGGCUGCUUUGGAUGCCAAGAUCAACGAAGCUAUGGAGGUCCUCAAGGCCCAUUUGGCUGCAAGCGAAGAGCCCAAGGCUGAAGCAUCUGCUUAA
Lichtheimia ornata is the source of this 1944-nucleotide messenger RNA. RefSeq lists its product as uncharacterized. NCBI's taxonomy places the organism in Eukaryota, Fungi, Mucoromycota, Mucoromycetes, Mucorales, Lichtheimiaceae. Gene Ontology annotation, cellular component: ribonucleoprotein complex. The transcript is spliced from 6 exons. Bases 1 to 1944 code for a protein of 647 amino acids. The record is from RefSeq and is a predicted model, not a curated record. Gene Ontology annotation, molecular function: RNA binding.